This is a messenger RNA of Hylaeus volcanicus, 5406 nucleotides long. It is a transcript of the gene eys, whose product is annotated as protein eyes shut. The record is from RefSeq and is a predicted model, not a curated record. Gene Ontology annotation, biological process: establishment or maintenance of epithelial cell apical/basal polarity; heterophilic cell-cell adhesion. The coding region runs from base 1878 to 5363 and encodes 1161 amino acids. Lineage: Eukaryota; Metazoa; Arthropoda; Insecta; Hymenoptera; Colletidae. Gene Ontology annotation, molecular function: calcium ion binding. Gene Ontology annotation, cellular component: plasma membrane; protein-containing complex. The transcript has 18 exons.
CAGGAUAUUUUGUUACUGAAGUAUCACCGCUUGACCUUGAUUGACCUUGAAGCAGAGAUGAAUCGAAUUUGGCUCGAUUAACGGAUUAUGAAUGAAAACAACGUAUAGGACUUUAAUUUAGUGAACACAUUCUAAUCUGAUCGAGAGCUUUGCCUAUUGUUUCCGUGAAUCGCAGGUCGUCGAACCCUUCUGUCGAAUUCUUCGUACAGAACAUUUUCUAAGAUAUGUACAAUUUCAACAAGUCUAUCAUUUGAGAUGAUAAGUUUUGCGUACGAUAAACCAUUCAAACAUUAUAAUUUUAAUAUGAUAUCCCAUAUAUCUCAGAAGCUAUCAACUUUAGGAUAAAUAUACCAUAACACUUUUGUUCUCAAAAUUCAUUACCGAAUUGAGCUCAGCAUUAAAAAACUGACAAUUCCAUCAAAAGAAGAAAACGCCGACCUUUGUAUCUGUUUUAGAUCCUCUACUUGCCGAGCUAUUGGCAUCAGAUUGUGUCUUUACCGAAACCAAGCAAGAUUCCUUCAAGAAUCCUCAUCUAUCUAUAGGCCUGCUCCAUCUACAAAUAUAUUCAUGACUAUGUUACAUUGACCUUGGCAUAACGAAAACGAAUCGAAGGCUGGCAUUCGGUAAAGAGACCGAUGACUUCAUAAACAAAGAUUUUCGUUCGCGCGAAAACAAACCUUUCACGCAUACUUGGACGAUUUCGAGACGUUGGGAGCAUCCGUGAAAGAGCAGUGGUAUCAUUUCAUGCUCGCUGAUUCGGUUUAAAAUAGAAUUGGGAUUUUGUAAUAGGUAGUUGCGUUUUGGCAUCCGUCGUUUUGUGUUCUGUCGUUCAACCGGUUGCAAUCGACGAUGAUAACCGAUUAUAAUGUUAGUGUGAUACCACUGCGACGUCAACGUUGUUCAAUUUGUUUCUUUAUUUUAUCUUAAUGUAAAUGGUAGAUUUUAUAUACAGGAUUCGUUUUACGCUGGUAACGAUAAUGAUGAAUACCCCAGAGAGAAAGAAAAACAGAACAGAUGGAUUACACAGAUUAAAAAUAUUUAUUAACAGCACUGAUAAGACACCCAUUAGAAAAUGCGUUGCAGUUCUAUGAAGAGUUUAUUUCGUAAAUGAAAUAUUAUGUUUAAUUAUUUCACCUCAGGUCCCGAUUAUCCAGUGGAUCUUCAUUUAUCCGAUCUGCCUCUGUUCACAUUACUUCAGCUAAUUUUACCACAGUUAGUUUAUGAUUACAAGCGCAUAGAUUACACAUGUUCGAAGAGAAACGUUCACAACGAAGCGUGUUUCGUUCCACUCGAUAGAAUUCGAAGUUUUCGAAAUGUAAUAAAAAUUCUUAUCGACGAAGCGAAUUUUCCACGCAAGCGUAACCGAGACAUGCUACCGCUUGUGUAGCCAAGCGUUGCUAAGACUACCAGGUAACCGACUACCUGCAACUAAUAGCACCUAUGCUAACAAGUAUGUAUAUUAUAUAGAGGUAGUCGUAUCAUUCAGGAACAGUGUACACUAACCAAAAGGUUCUAUUACUCGCGAUUUACGUUUCUUUAGUUAUAUGGGACAAUCCGGCGAUACGCAAAGGUAAUCAAAAUGUGAGAAACGAUCUGCAGAUGAAUGACUCGCGUAAAAUAAAAGUAAUUUCCGGUUGGUUUAUUUCAUUUCACGCAUUGGAACGUUUUUGGCGAUGGUACUCCACGUAAUCGUAUUUUACACGAAAGUACGCUUGAGCAUGUAUAAUUUUUAUACGCGUACUAUAGAUACGUCGAUUUUUAGAGGCGUUCGUUGAGCAGUGAACGUCGCGUGGGUGGUAAACACGCGCAUCUUGCGAUUGUUCUCGAUGACCUGUGCGUAAACGCGUACAAUUAGAGUUACGCUAUUUUUAUUUAGAAUGCAUUAUACGAGAGAACGGACAGAGAAAUUCAUAAAUGAGAGAAUCCUUGUUCUGGCAACUGUCUUGGCUUUAACCACUGGUUUUUCACGGGGACUGAAUUGCAGCGGCGAUCCCUGCAUGUAUGGGAUUUGUUUAGAGGACGCGAACAGCACUUACUCCUGUUAUUGCAUCGACGGUUACACUGGUAUUAAUUGCGAUAUCAAUUGGGACGACUGCUGGUCCAAUCCAUGCCUGAACGGAGGGACUUGCAACGAUGCCGUUGCAGCGUAUAAUUGCACUUGCGCCGAGGGUUUUGUAGGUACAAAUUGCGAGCAGAGGUACAGCGAAUGCUCGAAUCAACCCUGUCUGAAUAACGGAACCUGUGUGGAUCGCGAUGGUAUCAUUUGUCAGUGCCCUGAAGGAUAUUCAGGUGAUUAUUGUGAAAUCGACGCCUCCGUUUGCAACGAUACCAUAUGUAAAAAUGGGGGCGAAUGCGUGGAAGGGCCUGGAUUCUCUUUCUUUUGCCGCUGCCCCGAAGGCUGGACAGGUCGAUUGUGCGACGAAGAUAUCGACGAAUGCGUUGCAUCACCAUGCAAAAACGGAGGUCUCUGCAUCAAUAUGCCCGCUUCGUAUACUUGCGCUUGUCUGUUCGGGUAUACCGGUAAAGAUUGCGACAAAGCCAUCGUGCCCUGCGAGGAGAAUCCCUGCAAAAACGAUGCGGUAUGUUUGUUCGAGGACGAACGAUCGGUCUGCUACUGCGUCCCGGACUAUCACGGAACGUUAUGCGAGUUAAAAUACGACGACUGCGAGUCGAAAUUCGCUAACUGUGAGAACGGAGGUUCUUGCGUCGACGGCAUCAACAGUUUCACUUGCGCUUGUCCUGCAUUCUACAGCGGCCCAUUUUGCAACGUAUAUGAUCUUCCAUCGACCGUUUCAUCGACAUUUGAGGAACCGUUUGAGACUGAUGACGAUAAGAAGACCACUGCAAGUACUUCGUUUUCACCGAGACCAGCAACACUGCCAGAAAGUAAUGCAUCACCAACUGCUUCCAGUACACCGACUACACAGUCUUCGAUGACUUCUAAGAGCACUGGUCGUUCUUAUACAAAAUGGUACCCUUUCACCGACACACCUUUUACCAUAGACAAGAACGGCACUACCUUAUUCGGUAGCAGCGGCGAUAGUGCCACAGAAACUACGCCGUUGGUUACCGAUGUCUCCUCGAUAUACUCCAUCGAGGGUAAAGGAACAUCUCAAACUGAAACCGUCUCGAUGGAACCUCGAGAAUUUCCCGAUACCUCAAAUGAAAUGUCUCCAAUGACUUCAACGGUGAAGGCUGAAACGGAAUAUCCAACGCAAAAGUCAGCUCGCAAUGAAAGUACCACCGCUGAUACUACUUAUCAAGAAGAAGGUACUGGUACAUUCGCAUCCAUCAGUGACACAACACCUUCUGAAGCGAAUAGUACGACGAGGUAUUAUCCUAUGGUGACUACGUCUGUUGAAAUACCUACCGAAGCAAUGGCAACAGCCGGAAGUGAAAAGACCAGCUCAUUUUCCGCCGUGACAUGGUCUUCGAGCUUCACGGAACUUUGGCAAAACAGAAGCUCAGAACCGAAUUCACCAACAGCAGAAGUGCCAAAAAGCACUGUUCCCUCAUUUACAGAUAGAUGGUCAUCUACACCUCCAUUAAAAUCUUCGAGUGGAGAUGUGGAAAGUUCUACAUUCGCAUUCGCUAACGUUACCCUUUCGUCAUUGACAAGUAGUACCUCUGUGAGACCAAUAUUCGAUGAAGUUACUAGCGUUAGCGAACCCGAACAGUCGUCAACGAAAGAUGAGCUAUCGACAACUGAAAGUAUUGGUACUGAAUGUCAUGGGAUACUGUGUACGGUAGCACCUGCACGCAACGACAGCGACUGUAACUGUUCUCUUCGCGGUGACUGUAAAACUGGUUCCGGUAUAACGCGGGCAGCUUUCAAUGGGAAAUCUUAUGUGAGACAGCACGCCGAUGUAGAGAUUUCAGAAGGCAAUAACGCGACGUUAAGAAUUUUCGUGAGAAUCAGAGCCCGUUUCAAGGAUGGCAUUAUACUCCACGUCUAUUUCGACAAUGAAAAAUAUGCUUUGGUAUACUUGGAAUAUGGAGCUCUGAAGUUCCAAUUUUCUUGCGGGCUUGAGACUAUGUUACUUGGCGAAAUCGAUUCGCCUGUCGACAAUGGAUACGAAGUUGACAUUGAUACAAGAUUUCAAUACUUGAUGAGAAACGAUACCAAUAAAUGUUCAGCCCAUUUGUUAGUGAACGGGACUACAGCCGUUAGCGGUGAACAAAUUCUGCCACUGCAUGGGAGCCUUCCAAGACAUGCCAAUUUACAUUUAGGUGGCAUACCAUCAAUAUUUACACAUUAUUUCUCGCAUGUCUCCGUGGGAUUUACCGGUUGCAUGGACUCCUUAAAGAUAAAUGAUGUCCAGCGUCAUUUCAUUCGCGAUUCUACAGAAACAUUCCAAAUCGAGGAUUGCGUGUCUUUUCUGUGCCUAUCGAAUCCAUGCAAAAACUUUGGUGCAUGCGAGGAAACAAACGGUGCAGUACGUUGUAGAUGUAUAGCAGGAUACACAGGCCCAUUUUGUGAGCGUUCAAUGUGCGAUGAAAAUCCUUGCGCGUCAGGUUCGACCUGCAUCAGUUCGCCAGGGACGGGCUUCAUUUGCGUUUGCCCGCUUGGAACUCACGGACUCUUAUGCGAAGAAGAUACCGUCAUAAAUCGACCAUCAUUCUCGGUACUUGUACCUGGAUUAUCGUCGUACGUCGCUUAUGGUGUCUCGAAUUCUAUCAAAGAUAACAUGGAAUUGAAAAUGAAACUCAUACCACGGUCACUUGAACAAAUAUCUCUCAUAGCUUACUUAGGACAAAGCGGUUCGCAACGUGACCUGUCGGAUCAUCUUUCCAUUACAUAUGUCCGUGGUUACAUUAUGUUGACAUGGGACUUAGGAGCGGGUGUACGCAGAAUAUUUACAAGCGUUCCUCUGAGCGCUACAACGAUGACACAAAACAAGCGUUAUGUAGCCCAUACGGUCCAAGUUGGGAGACGAGGUAGAGACGCAUGGCUUGCUGUGGAUGGCAGGGCUAACGUGACUGGGCGAGUGGUCGGGUCUAUGACUCGACUCGAUGUAUCACCGAUACUUUAUAUUGGUGGACACAAGUCAAAGAACUUUGAAUCGUUACCCCACGAUUUACCCCUCCAUACUGGAUUUUCCGGAUGCAUAUUCGACAUUGAGUUACGUACUGAAAGCGCAAUUUAUCCAAUAACAAGCUCUAGUCCUGCAACGGGUCGUGGUGUUGGCGAAUGUCAUCGCAACGAAUGCAUCCGUCAUUUAUGUAAAAAUGGCGCAAUAUGUUUGAAUCAUGGGGCUACGUAUAGUUGUAUUUGUACAAAGGAAUGGAUGGGUUCUGACUGUUCCAUACCAGUGGAAGCAUUAUCCUCUGUUAACUCAUCCUCCUGUCACGUUUCAAACUAGCAAAAAUAUUGUUACUGUUUCAAUACAUUCUGGUAUAUUUGUA